GCGUAUGAAAACCAACUUUUAGGUGUACACAGGUGUGAAUGCAAUUCCAAAGAUAAGAUUUUAUUUUUAUUCAAACGAAAAUGAAGCUUUCCAUUUGUCACCUUAUUGCUUCAGGGUAAAAAUGUACAUUUAUGCUUUCAAAUUAAUUAUCCCAAAUGAUCCUUAAUUGUGUUUCAUCAGUAUAUUUUUCAUUGAACAUUCUACAACGUCAAGCUGCAAUACACACGAAUCAGCAGCAGAGGGCGCAGAGCCGUCUUCUCCUUCUCUGAGAAGACGUCAUUGGCCUUUGAAGAUGGCUGGAGAGGGGAGAGGUAGCUGGACACCCGCUGAACCGCGAAGGUCUAGUGUAGCUCACUGACAUUGCUUUGAACGGUAGUUAUUUUACACACACGCCACGCGGUUCUGGUUUUUAUAUUUGGCGGAGUUUUCACGAUGGUAAAAAAGAGGAUGUAAUAAUUAUACAUUUGCUUUUUGUUGUAGAACCAAGCGUGGACUAAUGACACGGAAAGGAACGAGAGUGGAGCUGCAAAGAUAGCUUAGCUUAUUUUAGCUUAGCUUAGUUUAGUUUAGUUUAGUUUAGCUAAACUAAUCUAGCACUGUCGAGACUAAGCCGAUACUGGGUUUUAUGCUGUGAACGCGGAAUAAACAGCCUAUCUCGGAAAUCACUGAUCCUGCUACCGAGUUGCUGCAGUAACUGGAUAGCUAACACAGGCUAUGUCUGUAGCUACCUUGUCACAUAUCGCUCGCUAACCUACCUAGAGGUAGUUGGCUGGAUAUUCUCAAACCGGACUAGCGAAGUGUGAUUGCUUUUGUUACAGGUUUCUCACCCAUCGGGAUCCAAAAGAUCUCUAAAGAAAUGUCAUUUCAGAUCGAGGUGGUCAUGCCAUCCUUGACGGGUUCACCGAGUCACAGAGAAAGCUAAUGGUUGAAUCAGCCGCUGGAGACAGAGGUGCUGAGGAAGGGAGACCUCCGUACGCUGAUGUUCCAGAGAAGCGAGAGGACAUGGACGAGCUGCACCCUCAGGCUGCUUCCCCGCACAAAACCCGACAUGGCUCGACUGGAAAGGAGAGAUGGCAUGACCGUGCUGUACUGCGCCCUAGUACCGGAGAUCCAUGUGAAGAAGCCCGACCUGACUGCCCGAGUCAGGCGAGCGUAACGAAGCUCCCGAACGGAAAUGUGAACUGCUUCUCCACCUGUGACGAGUCUACUUCUCCUUUAUGCUGCUCUUCCCGUAAAUACAGCAGAGCAGUAGUUAACGGGGAAUUAUUUUCAGACUCUGACGGUGCAGCACAGUGUGUUGACGCGUUAUCAGCUGUCCCAUCCACUAGCUCUGUCUCGUGUACUUCGGAUGCUCAACCAGUUCAAACAACCUCAGAUGUGGGAGUAGCAAUCCAGCAACAAGACAAAGAUGAGAUCAGGACUUCCAGCUCAGUGCAUGGUUCCCAUCCUUUGUUAUAUAGCCCAGCUCAAAGGGAAGCCAGCAGUGGAGGCCAGGAAUCAGGAAUUGCCUCCAUUGACUGUUCCGCCCAAGCAGACUUAACCCCUAGGCCACAUUUUUUCUGGUCCUUGUCUCAGAGCCCUUCCCUUGGCUCUGACCCCACUCCUCUGAGCCCCGAGGGUCAAGAGUGCUGCUCCGAUCCACAUGGGCAACACGACUUGACCUUUAUGGACGUGAGCCUAAUCUCCAGGAACACAUAUGAAAUCAACCGACGCCAGAGCGCCCCAGAUAACAUCCCCGGAGUGCUAAGCGUAGCUGUCCCAGACCUGGCCCUGGGGCAGAAAAAGAAUGGGCUUUCUGAGAUUUUUGGCAGGGGCCUCUUCUCCCGGAGGCAGAGGGAAGCUCAUAGUGCUCCGGGCUGGAAGCUGUUUGGCAAAGUCCCACCGAGAGAGAGCACCCCCAAAGACUCCAGGACCAUUCAGCAGGAGUAUGAAGCUAAGACAAGCAAAGCAGGCCACAGUCCACCCCAGCCCACUUCAGGACGACGCAAGAAUCUGCAGUUUGAACCCCUGUCCACCACAGCACUCAUAUUAGAAGAGCGGCCAGCCAACCUUCCUGCGAAGCCUGAAGAGGAAGCUCAGCGCCACCGUCAGGAAUACAACGAGAUGGUAGCCGAAGCCAAGAAGAGGGAGCUGAAGGAGGCACAGAAGAAGAAGCAGCAAAUGAAGGAACGUUUCAGGCAGGAGGAAAGCAUCGCCAGCGCCAUGGUGGUGUGGAACACAGAGAUCCUGCCCAACUGGGACAGCAUGCGUAGCACUAGGAAAGUUAAAGAUCUGUGGUGGCAGGGUCUGCCACCCAAUGUGCGGGGCCGAGUGUGGAGCCUAGCCAUUGGGAAUGAUCUGAACAUCACUGCAGAGCUCUAUGAGAUCUUUCUCUCCCGAGCCAAGGAGCGCUGGAAGACCUUCAGAGAGGUGGGCUGCGAGGCUGAAGCAGAGGACAGCGGUGCGUCCAUGGCAGACCGUGAGUCCAGCCUGGAUCUCAUCAAGCUGGACAUUUCACGCACAUUCCCCUCACUAUACAUCUUCCAGAAGGGUGGGCCAUACCAUGACCUCCUCCACAGUGUGCUUGGAGCUUACACCUGUUACCGACCCGAUGUUGGAUAUGUCCAGGGAAUGUCCUUCAUCGCUGCCGUGCUGAUCCUGAAUCUGGAGGAGGCUGAUGCAUUCAUCGCCUUCGCCAAUCUUCUUAACAAACCUUGUCAGAUGGCUUUCUUCAGAGUGGACCACGAACUGAUGCUGAAGUACUUUGCAGCUUUUGAGGUUUUCUUUGAGGAAAAUCUCCCCCGACUGUUCAGUCAUUUUAAGAGCUCUGGCCUCACCCCAGACCUCUACCUGAUUGACUGGAUCUUUACGCUCUACAGCAAGUCCCUGCCCCUGGAUGUAGCAUGCCGCGUGUGGGACGUGUUCUGCCGCGACGGGGAAGAGUUCCUGUUCCGCACAGGCCUCGGCAUGCUGCGUCUGUACGAGGACACGCUCCUGUGCAUGGACUUCAUCCAUGUUGCCCAGUUCCUUACACGCCUGCCUGACGACGUCUCUGCUGAGCGCCUGUUCGCCAGCAUCGCCUGCACGCAGAUGACCAGCGGCAACCGCAAGUGGAGCCAGGUGUUUAGUGCACUAAUGAAGGACAAAGAAAUGGACAAGAGUGGCAGUCCUUGUCUGAAAAGCUCCUGACCCGUUCCUGAUCAACCUCAGGCUUUUAUCAUUUACGCUGUCUCUUCAUAGUUUUUAAUUAUGCCAGUGGGAUAAAUCAAAGCUUAUUAAUUUAUAAAAAUGAGACCCACUUUGAAGACUGAAGUGAAACUGGUUUUCUCUGAAACAGCUGCCAGUAUUACAGAAGUGGGAACAAUAUAACUGUGGGUUUGUAGCUGUAGAACAUUAAAACUUAAAUUUACAAAUUUCUGGGGCAAAAAAGGAUUGAUAUGCUUUCAUACAUGCUUCCACCAGAAAACAUGUUCUACCAGCUUCCUAUUGUACUGUACUUAAGACCAGCAGUUAGGUAGGUGUGUGUGUGUGUGUGUGUGUGUGUGUGUGUGUGUGUGUGUGUGUGUGUGUGUGUGUGUGUGUGUGUGUGUGUGUGUGUGCGCACACACUGAGGGGGGCACUUUGAGAUUACUUUCCUAUGAAGAAAAGAUUCCUCAGAAAUGUUACAUCAGUACCUGGUGCAUUAUAACAAAUGAACCAAUACAAAUGUAUAUCUUUAAUGUUAUAUGAUUAUAGCUGCUUUCUUCUUUUAACAUAGUGCACUUAAAACUGUGAUGUGAUGAAGGAUAUUGUUCUUAACACCAAUGCUACUUUUAAAUAACAAUGCUUCAGGAGUAGGGGAAAUACUUUAUACACAACAACAAAAACAAUGAUUUUGUAUAAAGAUACUUUUUUGAGUGAGAACUCGGUGCAAUCAAUGUUUUAAAAGCAGUUAAGCUUUGCAGAAAGAUUUAUAUGCUUGUUGCAGUGAGUUAUCCUUUUCCACACUUCUAGGUUUUUCCAUCCAAAUGGCCAUAUAACAGUUUUGUUUAGUUUGUGGUAAAGGUACUUUUUCAGUGGUGGACUGAGACACUAAAUUAUCAAAAUGCUUAAAUGGUCAAAUGGACUUCUGUUCUGACUUACUCGUGUUGUUUUUUUUUCCUUCUGUCAGAUUUUGUGGGGUUUUUUUGUUUGUUUGUUUUUUGUCCAUAUUGUUUUCUUGUAAGAUUUAAGGUGCAUUUCUUUAGGCUGUUCUGCACUGGAUUCCUGAUUUAUUUUCUAACCUGGAGAUUGUCUGUCUUGAAUUUCUUUUCUACUUACACCAUCCCUUUUAUUGUACAGUUUUCAUACACAUUGAGGAGAAUUGUAAAUAUAUGAUGAAGUGAAUACCACUACUGUAGAAUACAUGUAAAUAAACCUAGUAGUGGACA
Messenger RNA from Electrophorus electricus (electric eel), 4388 nucleotides. RefSeq names its product TBC1 domain family, member 12b (gene tbc1d12b). The record is from RefSeq and is a predicted model, not a curated record. Gene Ontology annotation, molecular function: GTPase activator activity; small GTPase binding. NCBI's taxonomy places the organism in Eukaryota, Metazoa, Chordata, Actinopteri, Gymnotiformes, Gymnotidae. Gene Ontology annotation, biological process: regulation of GTPase activity.